AUGUACUACUCAUCUGACGCUGUUACCACUGACCGUGGACACUGUGCCUACCCCCCUUAUAUGAUGACUCCCGUCACCCCGACGGGGAAGCACCCUAUGCCCUUUGGCUACGAAUGCCCGCAAAAUUAUGCUCCUCCGGCGCCUCAACAAGAGCUUGUGGGGCUCGGGGUGACGAUGGACGAUGAAUUGUUCAGUCUGAACAACAACUACACCACCUACAACGAAGUGUUUGACUUGAGCGGUGCCAAUUCCUCGAUGACGCUGCUGAUUGACAUGAUUCUGCCCACCACCGCCCCCAGAGAGGCGCCUAUGGUGCUGGCCGAAGACGUGUUGUCGCUGAGCGACUUCGAUCUUGACAUCUCCACCAGCAACUCCUACGUGGACGCCCCCGAUCUCAUGUUGGAUUUGGAACUUUCGGUGAUGGAAGCGAUGCUGCUGCCCAUUCCUCAGCCGCAACCCGAACCCCACAUGCCCAUGAACACCAUCAUGACUACUCCCCCUAUUUCCCACACCAUUGAAUCCGCGCCCCAGCUGUCGCAAUUUGAAUUCGCUGUUCCGAUGGCCGCUGCUUCGCACACUAAAAAAUCGAAGAGACGUCUGUCUCUGCCGCCUAACAGAGUGCUGAAGAAGCAAUUGCGCCAACUGGAACAACUGAUCUUUUCUGUGAGCAUGCAAACCCCGAGACUGAAGAAGGGUAAGCUGCUUCUGUUUUCGGAAUGCCUGAUCAAGUUCCCCAUCUUCACCGCCAACACCUACUCGUUCGUGUACGAAAACGCCGGUGAAGAUGGAGGAGUGCAGCUGCCGGUGGAGCCUCCUCACCCCCACUUCAACACUAAGAAUGUGGGUCACCGUUCGCUCAAGCUGAUGAAGGCCGGGCUCAUCGAGUUUCAACUCAAUGUGUAA
Diutina rugosa is the source of this 903-nucleotide messenger RNA. RefSeq lists its product as uncharacterized. The transcript has a single exon. The coding region runs from base 1 to 903 and encodes 300 amino acids. The record is from RefSeq and is a predicted model, not a curated record. Lineage: Eukaryota; Fungi; Ascomycota; Pichiomycetes; Serinales; Debaryomycetaceae.